UCGAAAAUCUGAUACAUGAUUAGACAGGUUCACAUUUGCUGUGCUGUCCUGAAGAAAUCAAGAUGACGAAUGUUUUGGAGGAUCCGUCCCUGGAGCGCCACUUUAAGGGCCACAGGGACACUAUUACCAGUGUGGACUUCAAUCCAAACAUGAAGCAGCUUGCCUCAGGAUCAAUGGAUUCUUGUCUGAUGGUUUGGAACUUCAAGCCACAAAUGAGGGCUUACAGAUUUGUUGGACACAAGGAUGCAGUAAUGGAUGUGAAGUUUUCUCCAUCUGGACACCUUGUGGCAUCUGGCUCAAGAGACAAGACAGUUAGACUCUGGAUCCCAAGUGUGAAAGGAGAGUCUACAGUAUUUAAGGCCCACACUGCUACUGUGAGGAGUGUUGACUUCUCCAGUGAUGGACAAUAUCUACUUACAGCUUCAGAUGACAAAACUGUUAAGGUUUGGACAGUACACAGACAAAAGUUUAUGUUCUCAUUAAACCAACACAUGAACUGGGUUCGUUGUGCCAGGUUUUCCCCAGAUGGCAGACUAAUUGUAUCAGGCAGCGAUGAUAAGACAGUGAAACUUUGGGACAAAAAUAGUAAAGAAUGUGUGCAUACCUUCUUUGAACAUGGAGGGUUUGUGAACUACGUAGAAUUCCAUCCCAGUGGUACAUGUAUAGCAUCAGCUGGUACAGAUAGCACAGUCAAAGUGUGGGACAUCAGGAUGAACAAGUUACUACAGCACUACACAGCUCACUCAUCAUCUGUGAACAGUUUGUCAUUCCACUCGAGUGGAAACUACCUGAUUUCUGGAUCAGAUGAUUCAACUCUGAAGAUUUUUGACCUGCUGGAGGGUCGUCUCUUCUACACACUUCAUGGACACCAGGGUCCAUCAACUGCUGUAUCUUUCUCCCGGUCUGGGGAAUACUUUGCUUCCGGCGGCUCAGACGAGCAGGUAUUGGUAUGGAAAACCAACUUUGAUCAGUUAGACUUCAGUGAGGUGCUUCAGUCUCACAAACAGCGUGAGAAAUCUGCUGCUCCCCCAACUGUUGGAGAUAUACCACCCAGGGUACAGAAACCACAACGCCCUCAAACAACCACUCGGUUGGAUGCCCGUACAGAUCUUAAGAAGAUGGAUGACGAGGAGCCAGAAGUAACAGAGGUUGGUCCAGCCAUGUUCUCCUCAGGACAGCGAUCAGCAGUGAAUGGUGAACGAUUCCAGGAGUAUAAUAUGACCUCUAUCGACAGCGCUAUGAGAGAUCUUCAGAUGCCAUCCAGUAAUUUCAGGAGCGAAGAGCCUCCAUCUACUACCCAGCCACUGGAGCCAAAAUCUAUCCCACCACAGUUAGCCAACACACUGGAGCAGAUUGUGGGCCAGUUAGAUGUUCUAUCACAGACUGUGUCAUUGCUGGAACAGAGGCUAACAAUGACUGAGAACAAACUUAGAGAGUGCUUGGACAAUCAACAGAAAAUUACACUACAAAUUCGUCCCACUGACUGACCAUCGUCUAUGGAUCGUCCACCCAUCUCCAUAUAAACUUCAUCUGUGAUACACAUUGAUACAUUGAGAACAAAAGGCUACACCAUUAGGGUAGGAGCAGGUUGUCACACAGUAUUUUGGGAGGAUGUAAGGGAAUGUAAACACAUUUGUUUAGCUGAAUGUUUUUACAACCUGACUACCCCUGUUUUCUUGUUACUGGUUGGAAUCUAUUUUUUCCAUCAAUUCAUUAAUGAGCUUUAUUUGUGAAUAACAUCUCUAGUGGGGGUUGUUAUAUACAAUUUUACUCUGUCUCAGUAAAUAUAAGCACCAUCCAAAGUACCCUGAAUUUUUUUUCCAUGUUAGAGUUUUCUGUCUAUUAUAAUGUAUAAAUGACAUUCCCAAACAAACUUGAGUUCUCACAAAGGAUAGAUACUUCAUUGAAUAGUCAGUAAGUUUUAAGUUAUUUUCGAAAGACUAUUUUUCUUGUUAUAUUCGUUAGGUGAAAUUUUCCACCGAUCAAGUAAUAUUUUAAUUAUACUAUUAUGACUGAUAAUUUUUGUCUCUUCUUAACAAUAUGUGUUUAUUAGGGAAAGCAACUCUUUAUUUUCCAAGGAUAAUCAUAUUGUAUUCAGAACUCUGUUUAAUAUUGAUUUUUUACGCAAGGCUACAAUCUAGAUUUUGAAGUUCCGUCCAACUUAUGCCUACAUCACACUAGGGAGCAAUAUUAUAGAACCUUUCAGCAUUUCAUGCACAUGUAUAGCCCUGUUGCUUCUUUGGUUGGGUGUCUGUAUUACAUUUUGUAAAAAGCCCUGUAAAAUGCUAACAAUUCAUUUGUAAAAAUUCCACGUUGAUUUCGGAAGUUUUAGUAUUUUUGUCAUGAAAGUGUGAUCUUGUUAGUAUGCCCAUCAGUUUUGAUGUAUUAAGAAAAAUAAAAUUAUUUUCGAAAGACAGCAUCUUAAUCUUUUCAAAAUUACUACUAUGAUAAAGUUUAUAUAAGAUGAGGUUGUAGUAACUGUUACACAUGAUGCCAGUCUUAAACACUGUAAAAAAAAUUUUGAAUUAUGAUAUUACAUGUCAUAUUUCAUGUACACUGAUGAUUUCAGCAUGUCCAAGGUCAGUAAUAUUCUAAUUUUCUGAUCUCUAAGUACAUGUAAUGUGUGAUUCUGCAAUGCAUUUUUUCUUUUAAGCAGUAAAGUUUUACCCUCACAACAAAUCCAUGUGUCACAAGUGCUUUCCAUUACCUAUGCAAAUAACUGGGGUAUGUUUGAAUGGCACUUGACAAACUUGUAUUUUGUUUAACUGUGUAGGAAAUUUCAUUAACAUUUUACUCCAAAAGUAUAGUGGUCAAAUCCUUUUAAACACAGUAUUCAAUAUUCUGUUAUAUAGCAAGUUUAUAUGAAGGGCAUAAUAAGCACUGGGAAUAGAUUUUACCUAAAAGUUUGGGUGGUAUUUUCUGGUAUGAAGUAUUACAUAUAGCUACAUGGGUUUGGAAAUAUGAGACACAAACAUGCUAUUUUAUGAAUGAAAUAGGUAUAAUCUUACCAAAAUUUACAUUCAGGUUUUGUGAGUUUUGAAAGAUGUCACUUGUAAACAUAUUCUGAAUUAAUAUCUAGGUAUUAUUUUGUAGUGCUAGUUUUAGGAAGAUGUAAAUAUGUACAAAACAGGAAAAAAUACACAAGAUAAUGCUACAUCCCAGAAUUUUUUAAUGUCCUGUUUAUUACUAUUAUAUUGCUGGAAGGUAGAAAAAAAGGAUUUUAUCUGUUAGAAAUUAUAUGUUUAUUGCUGAAUGAUGUGAUUACAAGCUUACAUAUGUAUACUGUAUAGUUUUGUAAAGAAUUCUUCAGAAUUAAAGGCACAUCCUCUUAAUUCUUUAUUAUAACUAGACUUCCAUACAUCAUUCCGUAAAUACCCCAAAUUUUAUAUCUUGUUUUAUGCUGAUAUUUUAAAUCUUGACCAGAAUUUAUUUUGUGUAAUGGUGAACACUCUCCUGUGAAUUUGAUUAAUCAGAAUUAAAUGGCUUAAAAGUAUUUCCUUACUUUUACCUAUAUAAGAUAUACAGAUGUAUACUCUUCUUAUCUGAAGUAAAUACAAGCACAGCAAUUAUUGAAUUUCAUUGGAAUAAAAGAUCUGAGACAAGCUGUGGAUGAUCAAUAUUACACCUCAUAACGUAGUCCAUUAUGAUAUUGUUUGUAUAUUCAUCUAAAAAAUAUGUGAACAGUCUGUAUUUUUACCAAAUUUAUAUUUAUUUAUUGUAAAUAAAUUGUAAAUAU
Ylistrum balloti is the source of this 3736-nucleotide messenger RNA. Its product is annotated as POC1 centriolar protein homolog A-like. The record is from RefSeq and is a predicted model, not a curated record. The transcript is spliced from 14 exons. Gene Ontology annotation, biological process: cilium assembly. Gene Ontology annotation, molecular function: protein binding. Gene Ontology annotation, cellular component: ciliary basal body; centriole. Bases 63 to 1487 code for a protein of 474 amino acids. NCBI's taxonomy places the organism in Eukaryota, Metazoa, Mollusca, Bivalvia, Pectinida, Pectinidae.